AUGGCGCAACGUAUCUCUAAAUCAAGCUCCAGGACAUCUCCUCCAACAGAAGAUGAUACACUAUCUAUCGAUAACUGUAAUAUUGCCACGUAUAACUCAGAUAUGAGUUCUUCUCCAACAAAACAAAAAAAGAAAAUUACAGCCUCUCACUCGACAUUGAGAAACCCAUCAGUUUCUAGACAAUCGUCAUUCUCAGCAAAAACUUCAUGCCAAGAAGACUGGGAAUCUUGCUCAACUAUGGAUAAACUGACUCUCUUCGAUAUUUUAGGUAAUUUUGCCCUACCUCAGCAGCUAGGGAGGAUCCAACGUAACCUUUCCGUCCAGAAAGAGAAGGUGAAAAGGCAGAGAGAUGUUCUAAAGUCUAGAGGGUCAUAUGCUAAAGAGCGAGUCGUGGAAGAAUGGAAAAAGCGUGUACCAUCUGCAGAUGAGCAACUGGAGAGGUACCUAAAGCUUAUGCGAGAAAAUAUGGAUACGCUCGGAAGCCACUGGAACGAUAACACAGCCAUUACGUUCCGUGAAAAAAUUUCAUUCAUAUGUGGUGUCCUUAAUGUUCUUAUCAGUGGAUACUUAAUCGGAGCAUCACCCAACUUUUUCCAUAUUUGGUAUACUCUCCAACUCUUCUACUUCGUUCCAAUCAGAUUCUACCUCUAUCGCAAACAGGGUUAUCAUUACUUUUUAGCAGAUUUAUGUUACUUUGUCAACUUCAUGUGCAUGAUGGCUAUCUGGGUAUUUCCAAAUUCGAAGCGCCUUUUCAUCAGUACCUAUUGCCUUGCUUUUGGCAAUAAUGCCAUUGCUAUAGCUAUGUGGAGAAACUCAUUAGUAUUUCAUAGCUUUGAUAAAGUCACUAGUCUAUUUGUUCAUAUCAUGCCAUGUGUUACCCUACAUUGUCUUGUACAUCUAAUAUCUGACACCGAGCAACAACUUCGAUUCAAUGCAGCUUGGACAAUCAAAAACUCACCUCCUGGAUCCCCAGAGCAUUAUUCUCUCCUUGAUAUGACUAUCUGGUCAACUGUUCCCUAUGCUAUAUGGCAACUAUCAUAUCAUUUUUUAAUUACAAUUCGUCGUCGCGAAAAAAUUGCCGCGGGUAGACCUACAUCAUUCACAUGGCUACGCAAAUCUUACUCAAGAACAUGGAUUGGAAAAAUAGUCCUUUCUCUUCCUGAGUCCCUACAGGAGCCCACAUUUAUGGGCAUCCAGUAUUUCUACGCGCUACUCACUAUGCUUCCCUGUCCAAUAUGGUUCUGGUAUCGUCAUGCAUCAGCACUGUUUCUCAUGGCAGUAUUUUGUUGGUCUAUCUAUAAUGGCGCUACGUACUACAUUGAUGUGUUUGGAAAACGUUUUCAAAAUGAGCUAGAAGCGAUGAAGCAAGAUGUCCAGAAGUGGCAAAAUAAUGCCGAAGCCUCAUCUCAUGCUUUGAGCCUUGAUUCUGAUGGUGUCUAG
Blumeria graminis f. sp. triticale is the source of this 1440-nucleotide messenger RNA. The record is from the annotation of a GenBank genome assembly. NCBI's taxonomy places the organism in Eukaryota, Fungi, Ascomycota, Leotiomycetes, Helotiales, Erysiphaceae.